GCCUGCGCACUUGGCAGUACAUGUACGGCUGCAAGGUGACCGAGGAUGCACGCAGGGUGGGUUACGAGCAGUUCGCCUACAACGGAGAGGACUACAUCAGCUUCGACAAAGAGACCCUCACCUGGACUGCUGCCGCGGUGCCCGCUCAGGUGACCAAGAGGGAGUGGGAUGCUGAUGUGGCACACAGCCGGUUCCUCAAGACCUACAUGGAGGAGGAAUGCGUCGAGUGGCUGCAGAAGUUCGUGGGCUACGGGAAGGAGUCUCUGCUGAGGAGAGAGCCCCCAGUGGUGACGGUGGGACGCAAGGCAUCCUACGAUGGCCUGGAGACCCUCAUGUGUCGGGCCCAUGGCUUCCACCCCAAGGAGAUCGAUGCCACCUGGACCAAGGACGGGGAAGUCUGGGAGCAGGAGACCUUUCGCGGGGGUGUCAUUCCCAACUCGGAUGGGACCUACCACACCUGGCUGAGCAUCAAGAUCCACCCCGAGGACAGGGAUCGGUACCGGUGCCACGUGGAGCACGACAGCCUGCCGGAGCCUUUGGACUUGGCCUGGAAGGAACCAGGUGAGAGAGUGAAAGGGGAGGGGGGGAAGAGAGUUUGGGUGUGGCAACGUCUAGGAG
This is a messenger RNA of Gekko japonicus, 618 nucleotides long. Its product is annotated as class I histocompatibility antigen, F10 alpha chain-like. Lineage: Eukaryota; Metazoa; Chordata; Lepidosauria; Squamata; Gekkonidae. Gene Ontology annotation, biological process: immune response. The record is from RefSeq and is a predicted model, not a curated record. Gene Ontology annotation, cellular component: external side of plasma membrane. The transcript is spliced from 2 exons. The annotation marks the transcript as partial.